Molecule: messenger RNA, 1110 nt
Organism: Juglans microcarpa x Juglans regia
Lineage: Eukaryota; Viridiplantae; Streptophyta; Magnoliopsida; Fagales; Juglandaceae
Exons: 3
Coding region: 1-1110 (369 amino acids)
Source: RefSeq, a predicted model, not a curated record
AUGGCUCACCAGGCCUCUUCCUCCACCGCGAGCUCGUCGGUACCUGGUCUUAGUCCCGAUCUCUCCCAAAAACUCUUGGAUUUGCUCAGCCCAUCAAACCCUUCCGCAAAUUUCGUUGGUAAUGUUUCUUACAAUCUCUCUUCUCCUCAAGGCCAAACAUGGAUCAUCGAUAGUGGAGCUAGCCACCACAUGUGCCAUGAUCGAACCCUUUUCUUCGCACUUUCAUCUCCUUCCCAUGCGUCGAAGGACCCUCAGUCAACGAUGCUGAUUGGAGCAGCAGAGCUUUGCAAUGGACUUUACAUGUAUCGGCCUCAACCCAUCACAGCUCUUUCUACUCAGACUCUUGCUAAUAAGAUCCUAUGGCACCAACGCCUAGAUUUUCAUCAGUCUCAGGCAGAUCACUCUCUAUUCACUAUUAUCACUCACACUAGCAUCACAAUUGUCCUUGUUUAUGUAGACGACAUUCUAGUUGCUGGCAAUGAUAUUUCCCAGAUCGAUGUUUUCAAGAGCAUUCUCUCUACACACUUCAAAACAAAGGAUCUCAACUCCCUCAAAUAUUUCCUUAGUCUCGAAGUUGCUCGCUAUCAGAAAGGCAUCUUCCUCAACCAACGCAAGUACACACUUGAUAUCCUGACUAAUAGUGGUCAACUUGGUGCUCGGACUGCUCACUUUCCCAUUGAACAAAAUUUGAAGCUCACAAACCGUGAUGGCUCUCUCCUCGCCGACCUUGGUGCCUAUCGACGACUGGUUGGAAGUCUUAUCUACCUGAAUAUAACACGUCCUGAUAUUAUUUUUGCAGUGAAUAUUCUCAGCCAGUUCAUGCAUGCUCCUCGAGAUCCACACAUGCAAGCUGCCAUCCACGUUCUUCGCUAUCUCAAAGGCAGUCCAGGUCAAGGCAUUUUUUUCUCAUUAUCUAGCACUUUGCACGUUACCACUUACACAGACUCCGAUUGGGUUAGUUGUCCCACUACUCGAAGAUCCACCACAGGGUUCUUCAUUCAGCUCGGCAUGAGCCCCAUUUCUUGGUGCACAAAAAAUAGACGACAGCAGUGUUCCUCCGCUAAAGCUGAAUAUCGCGUCAUGGAAGUUACCACUUGCGAACUCACCUAG